AGAGUUAGAGACAGAAGAGAGAGACAAUAAAGCCUUAAAAAUUUGGUCUUUUUGAUGUCUUUGGUUUUGGUUUGAGCAAAAAGAGGAGAAAGGGACAAGAUCCCCGAAAGGCGUGCCGUGCCAUCUUCAUAUCAUAGUCAAUUUCACUCUUUCUUUCAAAUGGGUGGGUAAUAUACUACUUUCUCACUUCAUCUUGGAUUGGAUCUACUUCUCCAUUGAAUUUCAUUUCAAAUUUCAAUCUUUCAUCUUUUUGGCUUGUUGGGUCAUUGAGUUUGAAGAAGAAGGAUGUUUCCUAGAUUGAUACACCCUCAUGAUGGAAUUGUUGUUGGACAAGAUGAUUUGCAAGGUGGUGUCUCUAAUCAUAAGGGUGACCCUUGUCUUGUUUUGACUGCUGAUCCAAAACCUCGUCUUCGUUGGACUCAAGAUUUGCAUGAACGUUUUGUUGAUGCUGUUACUCAGCUUGGAGGUCCCAGCAAAGCUACACCAAAAGCAAUCAUGCGGACCAUGAACGUCAAGGGUUUGACUCUAUUUCAUUUAAAGAGUCAUCUUCAGAAAUACAGACUUGGGAUGACAGGAUCCUAUCUUUUAGAAAGCCCUGGCACUGAAAACCCAUCUCCAAAGUUGCCUACUUCCGAUACAAACGAGGGUUAUGAAAUCAAGGAGGCGUUGAGAGCACAGAUGGAAGUGCAGAGUAAACUACAUUUGCAAGUGGAGGCAGAGAAGCACUUGCAGAUUCGCCAGGACGCAGAGCGAAGAUACAUGGCUAUGCUUGAAAGAGCCUGCAAGAUGCUAGCUGAUCAAUUUAUUGGUGCUACCGUCAUAGACACAGACAGCCAAAAGUUCCAAGGAAUUGAAAAUAAAGCACCAAGAGGUCCCUUGGUUGAUCAUCUUGGUUUUUAUUCUUUGCCAUCUACUGAGGCGGCCGGGGUGAAUGUUCCGGAAGAAGAAGUUCCUCAAACCAUCCCACCCCAAAGAGCCGAUUGUUCAACCGAAAGUUGUUUAACAUCGCAUGAGAGCUCUGGAGGAUUGACUUUAGAAGGAUCUCAAGUUGGAGGGAAAAGGAGAAUGCUAGGUAUGGACUCAAUGGCAGCACCUUUGAUUUGGAGUGAAGCAAAGAUGAAAACUCAAGCCAUCAAUUUAGGCCAAGGUAAUCAUCCUCUUGGAAUAUCUAGGUAUGGCAUGUAAGCAUGAAAGGUUCUACUUCAUGAUUCAAUAUCUCAUAAUAUAGAGAUGCACCCACCAUUCUGCUUCAUUCCUUUUCAUAUUUUACUUUUUCAUGUCUAGUAAGUUAGUAGAGAACAAAGGUGGAAUCAAUUUUAUCCAUUUUGUAAAUUACAACUACUCUAUGGCUUUAAAUAUUUCAUAAAACUAGCCUUGGCUGUACAAAUGGUGUCAUUUGGUUAUUUUUAUGGAUAUCUUAGUUUUUUUUUUUUUUGCAUCA
This is a messenger RNA of Medicago truncatula (barrel medic), 1441 nucleotides long. RefSeq names its product protein PHR1-LIKE 2. The coding region runs from base 286 to 1185 and encodes 299 amino acids. The transcript has 7 exons. The record is from RefSeq and is a predicted model, not a curated record. NCBI's taxonomy places the organism in Eukaryota, Viridiplantae, Streptophyta, Magnoliopsida, Fabales, Fabaceae. Gene Ontology annotation, molecular function: DNA binding; DNA-binding transcription factor activity.